This is a messenger RNA of Momordica charantia (bitter melon), 4112 nucleotides long. The record is from RefSeq and is a predicted model, not a curated record. Lineage: Eukaryota; Viridiplantae; Streptophyta; Magnoliopsida; Cucurbitales; Cucurbitaceae.
AUGGCGGCGGCUCAGAUGAGCCUGCUUGGAUUGGUUCGCCUGGUCCCAUCUAGGAAGAGGAAGAUCCAGAUUCUCAAAGAUAUUAGUGGCAUUGUCAAACCUUCUAGGAUGACUCUUCUUCUGGGUCCUCCAAGUUCUGGAAAAACAACAUUGCUGCGUGCACUUGCAGGAAAACUAGAAAAUAACUUGAGGGAAACCGGGAAAAUCACCUACUGUGGGCAUGAGUUUAAAGAGUUUGUUCCUCAGAGGACGUCUGCAUAUAUCAGCCAACACGAUCUUCACAACUGGGAAAUGACAGUGAGGGAGACAUUCGAUUUCUCAGGAAGAUGCCAAGGAGUUGGAACCAGGUACGAGAUGUUAGAAGAACUUUCACGAAGAGAAAAAGAAGCUGGAAUCAAACCCGACCCUGAAAUUGAUGCAUUCAUGAAAGCCAUUUCAGUUUCCGGCCAAAGAACCAACUUGUUCACAGACUAUGUUCUCAAGAUACUAGGAUUGGAUAUUUGUGCUGAUAUUAUUGUUGGUAAUGAGAUGAGGAGGGGGAUUUCUGGGGGACAGAGAAAGCGUGUAACUACUGGGGAGAUGUUGGUUGGACCAGCAAAGGCACUGUUUAUGGAUGAAAUAUCAACUGGGUUAGACAGCUCCACAACUUUUCAGAUAUGCAAAUUCAUGAGGCAAAUGGUUCACAUAAUGGAUGUAACAAUGAUAAUUUCUCUGCUACAGCCAGCUCCAGAGACCUUUGAACUUUUUGACGAUGUAAUUUUACUUUCAGAGGGUGAAAUUGUGUACCAAGGCCCAUGUGACAACGUCCUCGAGUUCUUUGAAUUCAUGGGUUUCAAAUGCCCAGAAAGGAAAGGAGUGGCUGACUUUCUGCAGGAAGUCACAUCCAAAAAGGACCAAGAACAAUACUGGUCUAGAAAGAGCCAACCUUACAAAUACGUUUCUGUUCCUGAAUUCAUACAAGGAUUCAAAAGAUUUCAUGCUGGCCAACGCCUUAAUGCAGAAAUCAGUGUUUCUUUUGACAAAAGGAAUACCCAUCCAGCUGCAUUGGUCACCAAAAAAUAUGGCUUGUCCAAUUGGCAACUCGUCAAGGCUUGUUUUUCAAGGGAGUGGCUUUUGAUGAAGCGUAACUCAUUCAUCUAUGUGUUCAAGACAGUCCAAAUAACAAUCAUGUCUUUAAUUACAAUGACAGUGUUCUUCAGGACGGAAAUGAAAGUAGGGACUGUGGAAGGUGGUGGCAAAUUUUUUGGAGCUCUGUUCUUUAGCUUAAUCAAUAUGAUGUUUAAUGGAAUGGCAGAACUAACGUUGACCAUUGCCAGGCUGCCUGUCUUCUAUAAGCAGAGGGAUUCCUUGUUUUUCCCUGCUUGGGCUUUUGGGUUGCCAAUUUGGCUACUCAGAAUUCCUUUAUCAAUUAUGGAAUCAGGCAUCUGGAUUAGUCUUACAUACUACACAAUUGGGUUUGCUCCAGCUGCUAGCAGGUUUUUCCGGCAAUUCUUAGCAUACUUUGGAAUCCAUCAGAUGGCUCUAUCACUCUUCCGAUUCAUCGGUGCAGCUGGAAGAGUUCAAGUUAUUGCAAGUACAAUGGGAAGUUUCACUCUACUAAUGGUCUUUGUAUUAGGUGGUUUCAUCAUUGCCAGAGGUGACAUCGAACCGUGGAUGAUAUGGGGCUACUACAUGUCUCCUAUGAUGUAUGGACAAAAUGCUAUUCUCAUUAAUGAAUUCUUAGACGAUAGAUGGAAUAAGCCUCCUACAGAUCCCAGAUUAAAUGGAACUACUGUUGGGAAGAUUCUCCUUGCUUCAAGAGACUUUUAUGAUACCAAUAAAAUGUAUUGGGUUUGUGUUGCAGCACUAUUUGGGUUCUCUCUUCUUUUCAACAUAUUCUUCAUCAUUGCAUUGACUUUCCUAAACCCUUUGGGCGAUUCAAGAUCUGCCAUUGUUGAUGAGGCAAAUGAUAACAAAAAUCCAUAUUCUGCAUCCAGAGGUAUUCAAAUGCAAACGAUAAAGUCUUCAAAUGUGGCAAAUAAUUCAAAUCAUCCAGCAAAGAAGGGGAUGGUUUUGCCUUUUCAGCCCCUUUCACUUGCAUUUAACCAUGUCAACUACUAUGUGGAUAUGCCUCCAGAAAUGAAGAGUCAAGGGGUUGACGAAGAUCGCCUUCAACUACUGCAAGAUGUCAGUGGUGCUUUCAGACCUGGUGUCUUGACAGCGCUUGUAGGGGUCAGUGGGGCUGGAAAGACCACUCUAAUGGACGUCUUGGCAGGGAGAAAGACGGGCGGAUACAUUGAAGGAAGCAUCAGUAUAUCUGGUCACCCGAAGAACCAAGAAACAUUCGCUCGGGUUUCUGGUUAUUGUGAACAAAAUGAUAUUCAUUCACCACAUAUUACUGUCUAUGAAUCAGUGCUAUAUUCAGCCUGGCUCCGCCUUCCGUCAAGUGUCGACACAACAACAAGAAAGAUGUUUGUGGAAGAAGUCAUGGAACUAGUGGAGCUUACCCCUCUUAGAGAUGCUUUAGUUGGACUUCCUGGGAUAGAUGGUCUUUCAACAGAACAAAGGAAGAGGUUAACAAUAGCUGUGGAGUUGGUGGCCAAUCCAUCUCUUAUUUUCAUGGAUGAACCGACGUCUGGCCUUGAUGCUAGAGCUGCCGCUAUUGUUAUGCGAACUGUGAGAAACACAGUCGAUACUGGUAGAACUGUGGUUUGCACAAUUCACCAACCCAGCAUAGAUAUUUUUGAAUCGUUUGAUGAGCUAUUGUUGAUGAAACGAGGUGGACAAGUCAUUUAUGCAGGGUCUCUCGGUCACCAGUCUCACAGGCUCGUCGAAUAUUUUGAGAGCGUUCCAGGGGUUCCAAGGAUUAAAGAUGGCUACAAUCCUGCUACUUGGAUGCUUGAAGUGACAGCUUCAUCUGUUGAGACUCAACUUGAUGUGGAUUUUGCAGAAAUUUAUGCUAACUCUGCACUUUAUCAGAGAAAUCAAGAACUUAUUAAAGAACUCAGUACUCCAGCUCCCGGAUCUCAGGAACUCCACUUCCCAUCUAAGUACUCCCAAUCAUUCAAUGUUCAGUUCAAAGCUUGUUUCUGGAAAUGGUAUCGGUCAUACUGGAGAAACCCUCGAUACAACGUCGUCCGGUUCUUCAUGACAACAAUUAUUGGCCUUUUGUUUGGCCUUAUCUUCUGGAACAAAGGAGAGAAAACUGAUGAAGAACAAGAUCUAAGGAACUUUUUGGGGGCCAUGUAUGCUGCUAUUCUUUUCCUUGGAGCCAGCAACGCCGCUGCAGUGCAGCCAGUCGUCACCAUAGAGAGAACUGUUUUCUACCGCGAAAGAGCUGCUGGCAUGUAUUCUCCAUUGCCUUAUGCAUUUUCUCAGGUGUGUUUGGAGGUAAUCUACAAUGCAAUUCAAACACUAAUUUACUCUCUACUACUUUUCUCCAUGAUGGGGUUCCAGUGGAAAGCAACAAAUUUUCUGUGGUUCUACUACUUCAUUUUGAUGUGCUUCGUCUACUUCACAAUGUACGGGAUGAUGAUUAUUGCACUGACUCCAGGCCCCCAAAUUGCGGGCAUAGCCAUGUCCUUCUUCCUCAGCUUUUGGAACUUGUUCUCCGGAUUCAUGGUUCCGCGAACGCAAAUUCCAAUCUGGUGGAGGUGGUAUUACUGGCUAUCUCCAAUUGCUUGGACAAUCAAUGGGCUUGUGACAUCUCAAGUAGGAAACAAAGGAGGAAAUGUUCUGGUGGCUGGGAGAGGGCAGAUCCCAGUGAAAACCUUCCUCAAAGAUACAUUUGGGUAUGAGUAUGACUUUCUGCCAUACAUUGCUUUGGCUCACUUUGGGUGGGUGUUUGCCUACUUCUUUGUGUUUGCUUAUAGCAUGAAGUUCCUCAACUUCCAAAAGAGAUGAUUUUUUUAUCAAUUACAAAACUGGAAAACUACUCUGCACUCUCAAUUGGGGGACACCAAAUGGGUUGCCUCUCAUCUCUAUUCUUUAUAAAUUUUUUUUAACUGUACCAGGGCUUAGGUAAAAAUUAUACCAGUUGUAGUCUGUAGAUUCGUUUUACUUCAGAAAUAAUCAGUGUAUUAUAUACUAAAUACUGAGUGAACUCUUUAGUUCUGUGCUACGUGCAUGUGUAA